CUUCUUCCCCAAGAUGGCGGCUCCCAGCGGGAGGAGCGGCUGGAGCCUGUGGGCCGCGCUGGUGGCCGCCGCCCUGCUGUGCCUGACGGCCCGGGCGGCCGAGGAGCCGAGCUCGGCCGGCUUCGAUGUGCGGCCCGGCGGGGAGGUUCAUUCCUUCUCCCGGAGCCUGGGGGAUUACACCUGCACCUUCACAUACUCAGCUCAGGGAGGAACCAACGAGCAAUGGCAGAUGAACGUUGGAGUCAGUGAAGACAACCUGUUCUCCUGCUCCAUCUGGAGGCCUCAAGGGAAGUCGUAUCUCUUCUUUACCCAGUUUAAAGCUGAAGUGAAAGGAGCCAAGAUAGAGCAUGCCAUGGCUUAUUCUCAGGCUGCAGCGGGUGGACAAAGCGACAUCCCCUUGAAACAGGAAGAGUUUGAAGUCACCAAAACAACAGUGUCUCACAGGGAAGGAAAGUUCCGUUUCGGACUGUCCAAGCUCAUGAUUGUAGCCAAAACACUCCGUGAGGAGCUGUGACCCCAAGGCCAGGCCUGGGCAGGGUGUUUUUGGCCAGAAAUGCACAGCAGAUAAAGAGAAUCACUUUUUAACCACAAAGGGGGGGUUUUUUGGGUUGGCCAAACCUUUUCUGUUCCCCACAUGGAAGUGUGCCAGGGUCCAACUCACGUGGGGCUUGGAGGUGUUACCCACAGAUGCAUUCUGCCUUGUGUCAGAGUAACAAUGUGCUUUGCAGCUGGAAACCUCUGAGGCUCCUGAUCUGCAGCAGCCAUUCUGCCUCUGCUUUGCUUUCUGCUUGGUUGAUCUGCUGAAUAUGGUAACUGCUCCCCUCCAACCCCAGCUCCUUAUCUCCUGGCUUGGAAGAGCAACGCUGAGAGAUAAGUGGCUGGAUUUAAACAAGGCUUUGCUGAAGGAAAGUUGUUAACUCUCUAGUCUCUGGAGGGGAAACAGGAUUCCUCCCCCCACAAGCAUGGCAGGAGGGAGUAAUUCAAUUGGGUGGGAGGGGGAAGGAAGGGAUAGAGUUGGCCAAAGCUGUUUGGCUCUUUGUUGAGUGCAGCUACUGGAAACCAUCACUGGUUUUGCUGGGGAGGAUGUUCUGGAGCUGCCCCGGUGCAGAGUUGGGAUCACUUGGCACAGGGAAGGCAGAGCUGCUUAUUCUGACACAUCCCAGGAGUGGAUCCAAGCCACACUUCCAUGUCUCAGUACAACUGCAGGACUGUUUUCUACACACAGACAGGAUUGUUUUUCUUACCUAGAGUAACAUUAAACAGUGAGGGAAUGUGGGAUUCCUUUCCUGUGUAAAGAAAGAAAUAAAGCAUCAUGCUCUGGCUGGA
This is a messenger RNA of Colius striatus (speckled mousebird), 1326 nucleotides long. It is a transcript of the gene MYDGF, whose product is annotated as myeloid derived growth factor. Bases 14 to 514 code for a protein of 166 amino acids. Gene Ontology annotation, biological process: positive regulation of angiogenesis; positive regulation of endothelial cell proliferation. The record is from RefSeq and is a predicted model, not a curated record. Lineage: Eukaryota; Metazoa; Chordata; Aves; Coliiformes; Coliidae. The transcript has 6 exons.